AUGCCAGUUCUUCUAAGGAACUGUCCUCAUUUAGACACUCUAAUCUUGAAGAUAAAUGCGGAGAUGCGUGCCCCUGCAUUUCCUGGGAGGACAAAGGUGUUCACUGACAUCUUGUCCAGUGAAAAUGAUAGAGAUUCAAGGGUUUCGAGGAACUAUGAAAGAGAUGACCCUAAAGUGUAUAAACUUAUCUUGGAGAUGAUUGGACUCUACAACAAGUUAUUGAGCUGCGAUGUCCAGCUCCUGGUGAGUGAUUUCUUGGAUGAGAAGUGGACUGCACAAGGAUAUAUCUAA
Messenger RNA from Microthlaspi erraticum, 291 nucleotides. The record is from the annotation of a GenBank genome assembly. Lineage: Eukaryota; Viridiplantae; Streptophyta; Magnoliopsida; Brassicales; Brassicaceae.